Portunus trituberculatus (swimming crab) is the source of this 2353-nucleotide messenger RNA. Its product is annotated as RNA-binding protein NOB1-like. The record is from RefSeq and is a predicted model, not a curated record. The transcript is spliced from 13 exons. Gene Ontology annotation, molecular function: RNA endonuclease activity. Gene Ontology annotation, cellular component: preribosome, small subunit precursor. The coding region runs from base 528 to 2177 and encodes 549 amino acids. Lineage: Eukaryota; Metazoa; Arthropoda; Malacostraca; Decapoda; Portunidae. Gene Ontology annotation, biological process: maturation of SSU-rRNA; ribosomal small subunit biogenesis.
CAGGAGGCUGAUGUGAUAACCCAGCGGUUGGAGAUGAGGGUGCCACUGCAGAAAGGCACUGGGUCCACGUAGUGAGUGUCCAUCAGUGAAACCAACCAUGGCGUCGACCCUGUAAAUAUAGCGGCGACUUCCUUAUAAGUGACCUUUGAAUAUGUGACCUUGACCUGAGUUAAUUGUUACCUGGCUCGGCUACGUGACCUCCGGCUAUCUUGUCGUCCACAUCAGAGGUUCUGGCGAAAUCCGAAUCUGUUGGAUGAAGGAGGAGGAAGAGAAAGAGGAAGAGGAAGGGGAAGAUGAUUAUUACUUCAUAUAUCAAUGCGUGAAGCACAAGCCGAAUGUAGAUGAACCAGGAGAAUCUACCACUACCACUGUCAAGAACAAGAUUUAGAUCGCCUCCCUCCACUUGUGUUAUUAUGAGACACGUGCCUGCCUGUCUGUCUGCUGGGUGAGUGGUGGUCCGGUGGAAGAAGGAACUAAGGAGUUAAACAGACCAAAGAAUCUAGAAACACUCAGAAGAAAGGAGAAGGAUGAAGCCACAAUACUUGGUAGUGGACACAGCGGCUCUGGUGAAAUAUGUCCCUCUGUGGGAGUAUGGGGAGCAGCUGUACAGUGUGCCGGAGAUCAUCAGUGAGAUCAGGGACAAAGAAACUCGACGGAGGCUAGAGGCCCUGCCCUUUCCCAUCACCAUGCGUCAACCUCAACCUCACUCCAUAAAAUUUGUAAAUGAGUUCUCCAAGAAGACUGGGGACUAUGCCAGCCUCUCCCUGGCCGACAUUAAGGUGCUGGCACUCACUUACGAGCUGGAGGUGGAGGUGCAGGGCGGCAACAGUCACCUUAACUCAGAGCCUCACAAGAUAUUGACAGAGGGCGCUGCCACCAAGGGCCGACAGAGGGAGGAGUUCAAUGACCCCCCAGAGCAGUGUGAGGAGAGGCUGGAUCCCUUGAGGGGCACCACCCCUCCACUGAAUACAGGAGCAAAAGCUUCAAACACCCUCAUGGACCGACACCUGGUGGCACUGGACACAUUCCUCUUGGACCACUCGUACAUCACAGGAUACACUCCAUGCACUGUAGACAUCACCCUGCAGCAAUAUGUCAUGAAGCAGUAUCCUCAGCUGUGCCUGGAGUCUCAGAGCAAGUGUAAACCCUUGGACCUAUACAUGCGUGAAAUCUUUCCACUGCCACUGCCCAAGUUGUUCCCUCACCUGAGUCGAUGGGUGACACACAUAAGCAGCAUUAGUGAGGGAGAGGCCGCUAUGCUUCCAAGGAGUGACCAGACAGUUGACAAGAUCCUUCAUGCCCUCUUGCAACUGUUGAAGGAAGAAGAGAAGGAGGUAGAGAAGUGUGCACUGAGAGAAGACACUGAGACAGAUGACACUCAGACACAUGAAGGCUUAGAAUUAGAACCCUUUGGAGAGGAAGAGGGAAACUGUGCAUCCCAAGAAAAUGGGGAAGAUAGUGAUGCAGCUGAAAAGAAUGGUGAGGAGAGCAAUGAAAAAGAAGAGGACACAGAUGAUGAUGAUGAUGGUGGUGGUUGGAUCACCUGUGAGAAUAUAAAAAAACACAAAGGCAAGAGGAACAUCUUUGGCACUGUGGAAGAGGAAGAAGAAGAGGACAAGGAUGUUCAGGUGGCUUGCAUUACAGGAGACUUUGCCAUGCAGAACGUGUUGAAGCACAUUGGACUGUCAGUGAUGGGAGUGGAUGGGCAUCUCAUCAAGCAGUUGAAGACUUACAUCCUGCGGUGUCAUGCUUGCUUCAGAACCACAUCCGCCAUGGACAAGAUCUUUUGUCCACACUGUGGCAACAAAACCCUGAAGAAGGUGUCGGUGACCUUGGAUCCUGAUGGGACACAAAGGAUAUGGAUCAACACCAAGAGACCAAUAAACAAGAAAGGAAUGAAGUACUCGCUCCCAACGCCAAAAGGAGGAAAACACGCCCGCAACCCCAUCUUGGUGGCCGACCAACGGGAGGCAAAGAAAUUCUCUAGCAAGAUGAGCAGAAAGAAGAUUAAUCCUCUGCAUGAAGAUUACAACCCAGCUGAUCAGACACCUUUUGCCGUGAGGGAUGUGUAUUCCAGGGCUGCUCAACUGGGUUACAUUGGAGGAAAGAACCAUCAUCACUUCUACUGGGAGAAAAGAAACCCAAAUGAACCACAAAGGAGAACUGGCAAGAAAUAGAGGUGUGUGUGGAUUGAGGGCCAUCACAUCCUGCACCCAAGGCUUGAAGAGCAGAUUAGUGGCACCAGCUGCUGCUGCUGUUGAUGGUAGAUGUUGCUGCCAAGCAAUUCAUCCAGGAACCAGUCAUUUAUAUAUUUUUUGAAUAUGAAUCCACUAAAUAAAAAUGUUAAAGAUUC